Messenger RNA from Chaetomium fimeti, 1018 nucleotides. RefSeq names its product guanylate kinase. The coding region runs from base 192 to 788 and encodes 198 amino acids. The transcript is spliced from 2 exons. Gene Ontology annotation, molecular function: GMP kinase activity. Lineage: Eukaryota; Fungi; Ascomycota; Sordariomycetes; Sordariales; Chaetomiaceae. The record is from RefSeq and is a predicted model, not a curated record. Gene Ontology annotation, cellular component: cytosol. Gene Ontology annotation, biological process: purine nucleotide metabolic process.
UUGUUUUCCUUUCUUUUUUUUCUUUUUCUUUUUCCGUUCACUCAUUCUCGUUUUGGGUGAACGAGGGGCAGGGGACUCACUAUUAACCCCUGUCCCAACAUGAACCCAAACCACUUCCCCUCUUUAACACAAAGUCCCAACGAACUUCUGCUACACGCAUCCUCGGGCCCACACACACAAAUUGAAUCCUCAUGGCUCGUGUCCCCACAGAACGCCGGCCGAUCGUCAUCUCCGGGCCCUCGGGCGUCGGAAAAGGCACACUCUUUCAGAGGCUCCUGGACAAAUAUCCCGAUACAUUCGCAAGUACCGUCUCCCACACCACUCGCCAACCCAGACCCGGCGAGGUGGAGGGUUCAGCCUAUUACUUCGUCUCACGGGACCAAUUCGAAUCCCUGAUUGCCGGGGGUGCCUUCAUCGAGUUUGCCGAGUUCAACGGCAAUCUGUAUGGGACUAGCAAGCAGACGAUCAUUGACCAGACCGCGGGAGGAUCGGUUGUCCUGCUUGAUAUCGAGAUGAAAGGGGCCAAACAAUUGAAGCAAGCGCAGUCCAAGGCGGAUUCCCAAAUCAACCCACGAUAUAUCUUCAUCAAACCGCCGAGCUUUGAAGCGCUCGAGGCAAGGCUGAGGGGACGGGGUACCGAGGAUGAGGGGAGCAUUCAGAAGAGAUUGACGCAGGCGAAGGCUGAGCUGGCGUACGCGGAAACGGGAGUGCACGACAAAGUCAUUAUCAACGAUGAUCUGGAUAAAGCUUUCCGGGAACUCGAGGACUUCGUUUUUAAGCAGCCCUAACUACCGGUUCUGAUAUAUAACGGGGAAUUUUGCUACUUCGGGCUGCUCUCCGGCUUACAAAGCAAGAAGAUAUCAAGUUCCGAGAGAAGGGACUGGGUUUUGUUGUCCUAGGGAAUCGCAUUCCUGCUAGCACAUCAGAUGCGAAUGGGUCUUUGAAGCGAAAUCCAACACCGCUACAACUCCACAGGUCAGCCAUGAAGUCUGGCUCCAACCCGUGGCAUUUCGGGACU